Molecule: messenger RNA, 3872 nt
Organism: Lingula anatina
Lineage: Eukaryota; Metazoa; Brachiopoda; Lingulata; Lingulida; Lingulidae
Biological process (GO): positive regulation of kinase activity; protein phosphorylation; cell surface receptor protein tyrosine kinase signaling pathway
Cellular component (GO): plasma membrane; signaling receptor complex
Molecular function (GO): transmembrane receptor protein tyrosine kinase activity; ATP binding; protein binding
Source: RefSeq, a predicted model, not a curated record
AUGUUAAUUCCAGACCUUCCAACAUCAGUAUCAUUAUCUCUGGUUGGUAAAAGUACAUCUGACCCCAUUCAAGCAGGUUCCCAGGUUGUAUUCCAGUGUACAACACCAGAUGGUAACCCAGCACCAAUACUUCAGAUAUACAGAGGAAGUACUGCAGUAUCUAAUACAGGAUCCUCACCACUGAGGUACACUAGAACCAUACUGGACACUGAUAACCAGGCUACAUUUACUUGUAAAGCCACUGCAACUGGUGUUACUGGCGAAACAACAUCUACUGGGAUAACUCUGACCAAUGUGCAGUUUGCCCCCUCUGCUAUAUCCCUGUCCCAGUCACCCAGCGGUCCAGUAAGAGCAGGUUCCCAAGACAUCACACUGUCGUGUAGAACAUCGUCUGCCAGUAACCCUGCUCUCACUGUUGCAUGGCAACGGGUCAGGGGCGGGGCUACCACAAUUAUUACAACAGCAGUUCAUACCACCACCAGUACAGAUACUUCUAAUCAAGGCACCAAUGUGAUCAGCACACUUACUCUAUCCAGACCUGGGAAAGAAUACAAUGGAGAUCAGUAUAAUUGUUUGAUGACUUACAAAACAUCUACGCCAUUACAGAAAUCUGCCGUCUUGAAUAUCACAUAUCCUCCUGAUAGAUCAACAGCAGUGGUUAGUCCUGUGACGGUCACAGAGGAUCAGACACCAGGUCCAAUACUGAGAUGUGAGUUUGUUGACAAAGGAAACCCAGAAGCUGUUUCCUUUGAGUGGAUUUUUCCUGGACAGUCUAAUGUAGCCAGGACAGGGUUAACAUACCAGAUAUCACCAAUUAGUAUAACAUCUGCUGGGACAUAUCAGUGUAGACCAUAUAACAGUGUUGGCAGCGGUCAGGCUGCUAGCAUUAUGGUGGUAGUGCAUGCUACCAGUUAUAUAGGCGCUGCACCACAGAACAUCACAGUCAAUGAGAGUGAUGUAUCUGUCCAGUUAAGGUGUGAAGCCAGAGGAAAACCAGUGCCCAGUAUAACAUGGACAUUUAACAGUCAACUUGUCAGCACCCAGUUAUAUACAGUACUGAACACAAGCCAAAUUAACAGUGAGACACAGUAUGAUACAGUUAGCAGUACCUUAACACUGGCAGGACCUGGUCGUACUGGUAAUACAGUCAAUAGAACAGACCAAGGAUUUUACACCUGUGAAGCAAACAAUUCAGUGGGAAAUACAACAGAGAAAAUGGCGUAUAUAAAUGUUCAGCAUCGUGCUGAUCUCAAUCCCGAUAAAAUAACAAACAGAGAGGUCGCCAUGGAUAUCAACACAGAGGCAGUGUUAACACUGUAUGUCACAGCUAAUCCUGUUGCUAUUGUGUACACGUGGACAAAACAAAAUGGAAAUCUACCAGCAAAUUCCACACAAGAAACAAAUAUCGAGAGGCAGGAAACCACAUUAAGAAUUCCAGAUCUUAUGGACAAUGAUUAUGGUACAUAUAUCUGUACUGUACUCAAUGCUGUUGGAGUGUCCCAGUUUGUUUUUGUUUUAGAAAGAAGGGGAAAACCAGACCCUCCGUCGGACCUCAAACUUUUGAGGUCAUCAGCAAUAUCAGUCACUCUUCAGUGGACAUCAAACAAAAAUGGUGGUUACUCUCAAACAUUUUACAUUUUUUAUAAAGUGUCUGGUAGUGAUUGGCGGACUAUAACUGAUAUACCAGAUCCAGGAUACAAGCAAAAUGUCGUAGCCAAAGUGGAAAACUUGCUAGAAAACACAGAAUACAUUUUCAAAGUUCUGUCAUUCAACUUCGCAGGCAGUGGGGGGUUCUCUAAUGAAUUUAGAGUGACCACAAAAGAUAAACCAGUGAUCACACAAUUCGAUUUAACAGUGAGUGUAUCAGGUAAUGUAGCUACAGUGAAGUGGUCCCCACCUGAAGGAUACUUCACAAGUUAUGGAAUACAGUACUGUGUUCAAGGAACAACUCUGUGUGAUACACUCAAAAUUAAUAACGUGACAACAACAUCAGCUGAUAUAAUAUUGCCCGGUGGUGAUGGUCAAUACGAAUUAUCUCUGAUUGUGUACCAAGGAGACGAUGCUGUGGUCAAUAUUUCUUUACCUUUCGUACAAAAAGGACCAGUGGCUCAAGGCAGUUCCCCUGUGGGGGUGGUGGUUGGCGUGUUAGCUGCAAUGGUAUUGGUCACUGUCACUGUUGCGUUUGCAUUUAUAUAUUUGAGACGUAGAAGACAAAAACACAAUAAUGCAAACAGGAAUUUUAACAGGAACAGAAGAAAUGGCGCCAAUGAGUUAUCCGUUAUACAGAGUAGGAAGGAAGAUGAAGUGUAUGAAAAACCUAACCCACCUGAUUACACCGAAUCCACUUACACUGUUCUAAAAUCAGGGAAUGAUCAGGUAAGUGGAGAUUCAGUUUUUGCUGAUAUUCAAAAGCGUAACUGGGAAAUACGAAGGCGAAAUAUCAAGAUUCUAGAAAAAAUUGGCAGUGGAGCAUUUGGUCAAGUAUUCAUGGGCAAGGUAUUCGACCUCAAUAAUCGCAAAUGCUGGACAGCAGUAGCAGUGAAAACAAUAGAAGAUGACAAAGAUGCAGCUGCCCUAAACGAUCUCAAGAAUGAAAUAAAGGUGAUGAAGACACUUAGCCCUCAUCCUAAUGUGAUUCAGCUACUUGCUGCUUGUACGAUGGACGGUGGUACACCAUUGAUUGUCCUGGAAUAUAUUCCAAAUGGAAAUCUGCAAGACUUUCUUCGUAAAGACCGGUCGCAGAACAAAGCAGUUUACGGAAAUUUGUACGGCAUCAGCUCUUCCUUGACAUCACGUGAUCUGAUUAAAUUCGCCUUAGACGUGGCCAGUGGAAUGGUGCAUCUCUCUUCAAUGGAAAUUCUCCACAGAGAUCUUGCUGCUAGAAAUAUUUUGGUGGGCGAAGACAAGACCUGCAAGAUUUCUGACUUCGGCUUUGCAAAGGACGUCAUUGAAAGUCACAAGUAUGAGAAAAAAACUCAGGGUCGUUUACCAGUUCGCUGGAUGUCCCCAGAAGCUCUGUUUGACAACAUAUUUACCACACAGUCUGAUGUCUGGGCGUAUGGCGUCUUGCUCUGGGAGAUUGUCACACUAGGUUCCAGUCCCUACCCCGGUAUGUCGGCCAAGCAGGUGAUGGAAGCUAUAACUGAGGGAUACCGGAUGCCGCAACCACCACAUUGUUCACAGGACAUGUAUAACAUCAUGCUGUCUUGCUGGGAGGACAUUCCAAGUUCACGACCUUCAUUCAAAGAAAUAACAGUAUCCCUGAACGACUUCCUGAUGAGAGACUGCGACGUCCUUACCUUUGAGAAGUUUGAGGAGAAGCUUUAUGAAGACAUUGAUCAGUACAAACUUGAUGAAAAAUGCUAAAAAUAUUGCCUAUACAGUUCGUGGCAAUUUCCGUUCCAGACAUGCUUUUUAUUCCUCCGAGGACUGCAUAUACUGUCUUAGUGGUGUAGGUAUUACACUGCACAGGGUUUACUUACGAUGUGCGCGAAGCUACGUACUAUAUUAAUCGGAAAAAGAAAAUAUACAUUUAACACUAUAUAUCGCUUAAUGAAAUACAUGUACUUCUUUUUAUCUUUAUUUGGAGUGAUUUUAUAGGUAAUAUAUAUCAAAGCUAUCUUAGAUUGGAAUUAUCGACUUAAUUGAAUUCAAUAGGCUUAUUGGUGAAAAAAGUUUGAUUUAUGACAAUUAUUUGUCAAAAACAAAGCUCAAAGAACUUCAUGAUUUGGUGUUAUUGUAUAUACACUCUUAAGAACAAUCGUAUGAUGAUAAAAAUGUUUUCUUUUUUAAUAAUUGUUUGGAUGAUAUAGUACAGGAAUGACAGAAACGAACAAAUGGUAACAGAUUAUAUAUAGGCUAAAAUUAUAUAU